AUGUCUGGUCCUGUUAUUACGUCUUUGUUGGAUACCGACAUGUACAAGAUUACCAUGCAUGCAGCAGUGUUCACGAAUUUUCCUACUGCCGACGUGGUUUAUAAGUACACGAAUAGGUCUAGUCAGUUGACUUUUAAUAAGAUUGCUAUAGAUUGGCUGCAAGAGCAAUUACGCUAUUUGGAAGAUUUGAGAUUUACAAAGGAGGAAGUUGACUAUUUGCAAAGGGAGAUUCCUUACUUGCCUGAUGCUUACAUUGAGUGGAUAAGUAGUGAUGAUUGCAAAUUGAAUCCAAGCGAGCAAAUUCAGUUUGGAUUCGAACCUACUCAAUCUGACGCUAACGAAGAAAGAUUCAAUAUCAAUUUGUUGAUUAAAGGUUUAUGGAAGGAUACUAUUUUAUACGAGAUUCCUGUUCUUGCAUUAAUCUCUGAGGCUUACUUCAAAUUCGUUGAUACGGAUUGGUCUUACGAUGGCCAGAUCGAAAAGGCAAAGGAUAAAGCUUUGAAAUUGUUCGAAAAUGAAUUUGCCUUUAGUGAAUUCGGUACAAGACGUCGUAGAUCCUAUCAUACACAGGAUUUAGUCAUGCAUGGAAUCAUGGAUGCCAUUAAAGAAAACCCUUCAUAUGCCAAGUUUUUCAUUGGAAGUUCUAAUGUCCUUUUCGCCAAGAAAUAUGGUGUCAAACCUAUUGGUACGGUCGCACAUGAAUGGUUCAUGGGUAUUGCGUCAAUCACCAAUGAUUAUGUGAAUGCUAACAAAAACGCCAUGGAUUGUUGGAUCAAGACUUUUGGUCCAGACAACGCUGGCCUUGCAUUGACUGACACAUUUGGUACUGACAAUUAUUUGAAAUCCUUCGUAGCUCCUUAUUCUGAUUAUUACGUGGGUGUCAGACAAGAUUCAGGUGAUCCAGUAGAAUAUACCAAGAAAAUCGCACACCAUUAUCACGACGUCUUAGGUUUACCAAAAUUCAAGAAGGUUGUAUGUUAUUCCGAUUCAUUGAAUGUAGAAAAGGCUAUCGUUUAUGGUAAAGCUGCCAAGGAAAACGGAUUGUUAGCUAGUUUCGGUAUUGGUACCAACUUGACUAACGAUUUCCAAUUAAGAUCAAAUAAUUCUGUCAAGAGUGAACCAUUAAAUAUCGUCAUUAAAUUAUUGACGGUUAAUAGUAACCACGCAGUCAAGAUUUCUGAUAACUUGGGUAAAAAUAUGGGUGAUCCAGCUACCGUGAAAAGAGUCAAAGAAGAAUUAGGUUAUAUAGAGUGUAGUUGGACCGGUGAUAAUGAAGCUCAUCGUUGGACUGAAUGA
Molecule: messenger RNA, 1296 nt
Organism: Kazachstania africana CBS 2517
Lineage: Eukaryota; Fungi; Ascomycota; Saccharomycetes; Saccharomycetales; Saccharomycetaceae
Gene: NPT1
Product: nicotinate phosphoribosyltransferase
Exons: 1
Coding region: 1-1296 (431 amino acids)
Biological process (GO): NAD+ biosynthetic process
Molecular function (GO): nicotinate phosphoribosyltransferase activity
Source: RefSeq, a predicted model, not a curated record